AUGGAAAAAGGCCUAGGAUUUGGAAUUGACAGAGGAGGAACGUUUACCGAUGUUUUUGUUGUUUAUCCGGACGGAGAAAACAAGACGUUUAAGUUGUUGUCAGAGGACUUUAACAACUAUCAAGACGCCCCAACUGAAGCCAUUAGACGAAUCCUCAACCAAUAUACUGGAAAGAAUGUGGCACGAGGAGAGAAAAUCCCAACAGGUAAGAAAAACAACAUUUUUAGGGAUUAAAAUUUAAUUUUUCAUGAAUAACUUACUUUAUAGUAACUUAACUUCACUGUUUAUAAAACAGGAAAUUUAAGCUUUCAUACGUUCUUUUGUGAGAAACAACAUCUGCUAAUCAUUUUGCUUUGCAGAACACAUCUCAUGGAUUCGAAUGGGGACAACUGUGGCCACAAACGCACUUCUGGAGCGAAAAGGCGAGCCCACAGCGUUGUUGAUCACCAAAGGCUAUAAGGUAAAGGAACAAAUUUCACAAAACUUACAAAAUAAUCGUAACAGAUGAUCUUUAAUCUUGUUUACUAUUGUCAAUUAUCAGUUGAGCAACUUUACGAAACAUUUCUAGCCAAAAAACGAAAAGCAACAUUUUACAUUUCGUCAACUUACAAUCGGAAAACAAAAUUUUGUCGAGAAUAUUGAGAUUAUCAACUUGUCUUACAAUUUACGAGCUCAUAUACAAGAUUAGCAACUAAUUUAAUUUUUUUAGGACUUACUAUUCAUUGGAAAUCAACAACGGCCGAAAAUCUUUGAUCUGAACAUUGAGGUACCUGAAACAAUUUACGGUGAAGUGGUUGAAGUCUCGGAAAGAGUUAUUCUCGAUCUAGAUGAUUGUGAGCUAAAGGUUGAUGGAGAAAAGAUUGUUACCGAGAGUGGGAAACCAGUUAUUGUGGAGAAAAGCAUUGAUGAAGCCGAGAUCAAGCAGCAGUUGCAAGAAGUCUUGGACAAGGGAUUCAAAUCGCUUGCUAUCUUGUUUUUACACUCUUAUAUGUAAGUUUUUUUAUUUUAAAAAGCUAUAAUUGGACAGAUUGAGGCAAUACAUGAAAUAUUAUUGCUUCAGAUUUCCUGAUCAUGAAGAACAGGUCGCCAAAUUGGCCAAAGACAUGGGAUUCAUCAAUAUUUCGAUGUCAAGUGCUGUGAUUCCAAUGAUUAAGGCUGUUUCAAGAGGAUAUACGGGUAAUAUUAUGCGUUUAACCUUUUAAUUGAUUUUAGAAGGAUUAUAUUUACAUUAUUUUGCUUUACCAACUGAUUGAGAUUAAGUAUCAUAUUGGCCGAGUUGUCUAUAAGAUCAGUUGUGAACGCUUUUAUAGGUAUUAACUUUUGAAUUUUAGUUUGCGCUGAUGCGUAUUUGACUCCAAUCAUCCAAAAGUACAUUGAUGGUUUUAGAAGCGGCUUCGAAGAUAAUUUGAAUGGGGUUAGUUUGGAGUUUAUGCAAUCUGAUGGAGGUUUAUGUCCCGUUGAAAGGUAGGUUAACAUGAGAGCCUGCAAAAGCGGUGUAAUUCUUUACUAAUGUACUAUAACUUAAAUAAAACGGUAAAUAAAGUACAUAUAGUUUAAUGAUGAUGUUGAUUAUAGAUUCAUCGGCUCUCGAGCUAUAUUAUCUGGCCCAGCUGGUGGAGUUGUUGGCGUAUCUUACACUGCCUUUGACAAAGACCUCAAACAGCCUAUUGUGGGUUUUGAUAUGGGUGGAACAUCGACGGACGUGUCAAGAUACGAUGGCAACUUUACUCACACAUUGGAGUCGGUGACCGCUGGCAUCACAAUUCAAGCACCUCAACUCGAAGUGAACACUGUAGCUGCUGGUGGAGGGUCGAGAUUGUUCUUUCAGAAUGGACUGUUUGUAGUUGGCCCAGAGUCGGCUGGAAGUACACCUGGUCCAGUUUGUUAUCGGAAGAAUGGGUAUCUUACGGUAACUGACGCGAAUUUGGUAUUAGGGAGAAUAUUGCCAGAGUAUUUCCCUAAAAUAUUUGGGCCGAAUGAGGAUCAACCGUUGGAUAAGUACGUUUUACAUUAUAUCUGUAUAAUAGGAUACUGGACUUUACCUUAUUUCUAAAAAGAUUAACAUAAGCCUGACAUUUUAUGCUGCACUUCUGAGUUUUAGGUAUUAUAUAAGGCUUUUUAAGCUGUCAAAAACUAUAAACGAUGACAAUUUUUCAGAGAAGCUUCAGUAAAAGCCUUUGAAGACUUGUGUAAGCAAAUUAACGCCCAUAACAAGGAGAACAACACGAAAGAAUUAGGCGUAGUUGAUGUUGCACUAGGAUUUAUUCAAGUUGCCAAUGAAGCUAUGUGCCGGCCGAUCAGGACGUUGACAGAGGUAAAAUAAGAGCUUUAGUCUACUUUUGCGUUAAUUUAGACAUAACAUAAUCUUUUUUGAAUCUUGUUAUCAAUUUCAAAGAGAUUUGAAAAAAAAUAUUAGUAAAAGGCAGCUAGAAGUUUUCAAUUUUAAUACAUUUUGGUUUAAAAUUGUGUUUUCAGAGCAGAGGAUACGACACUGCCAAUCAUACAUUAGCUUGCUUUGGAGGUGCUGGAGCUCAGCACGCUUGUGCUAUUGCCAGGGCCUUGGGUAUGUACUACUAACUAGAGUUGUGUGUGCGUGGGGAUGAAUGUGUGUCUUGAUUUGGCUAUUUCUGGAUAUUGAGUGUGUAAUUUUAGGUAUGAAACGGGUCAAAGUUCACAAAUAUGCAGGCAUUUUAUCAGCGUAUGGAUUAGCGUUGGCUGAUGCAGUUGUGGAAUCACAGGAAGCCUUCUUACAGCCUUUGAGUGAAGGUAAGUUUUUGGAUAUAACAAUAUUAAUGGUAAUGUUGAAAUUGGAAUUUUUAGGGUUUUGGCUGUUUGAUGCUUUCUGAUUCUCAGCAUAUUUUUCAGAUCUUAUUUCUGAUGUAUUCACUUAUAUAUUAUAUGUUACAUUAGAAGUUGUACUUUUACAGAUACGCUGAGUGAAUUGCAACAAAAGCUGAAAAAGUUGGAGCAAACUGGAGGUGAUCAACUUAAAGAACAAGGAUUUAAAGAGGAUGAAAUUAAAUUUGAAAAGAUAUUGCACAUGCGAUACGAUAGGACUGACUGCGUUCUGGUUGUGUCUAGGUAAGUUUAUAUCUUUCUAGUUUUUGAGUUUUAGCUUUAAGGAUAGAAUUUAGAAGAAGGUCUUACACUGCUUUUUUGCCUAAAAACCACGGUAAUGUUUUAGAAUAAAGUUUUAAUACCUAAAAUUUUAGAAAAGACAACCCGACUAAUAUUAUCAACGCCUUUACCAGCACCUUUGAACAAAGAUACAAGAGCGAGUUCGGAUUUGUGAUUACAGAUCGGCCGAUUAUUGUAGAAGAUGUACGAGUCCGAUCAGUUGGACAACGUAAUCUAGUCAAGUCUAGCACGGUCAACACUAGAAAUGACUUUUUACAAAAAGACAAGCAAGUGAAGUGUUCGUUCAAAGAAGGAGAUCUAGAUACUGAUGUCUACUUGAUGCAAAAUUUGAUUCCUAAUGAUGUUAUCAAAGGCCCUGCUAUUAUUAUUGAUCCAAACUGUACUGUAUUGGUAGAACCCAACUGUACGGCCAAGGUUAGUGAGAAAGGAGAUAUUGAGAUUGAUAUUCAUGGAGGAAACGAUAAUAAACUUGGAACGGAAGUGGAUCCUAUUCAGCUGUCUAUCUUCAGUCAUCGAUUUAUGUCUAUCGCUGAACAAAUGGGUACUGUGUUGAGGAGAGCUGCUAUUUCGACUAAUAUUAAGGUAGGUAUGGUGGUAUAGAGAUUCGUAGUUCUCGUUGAGAUAAGGGACUUUAUCUUUGUGCAUCUACUUGUAAGCUUUAUCAAUUUUAUGGGCUAUAUGUACUGUAUUAUAUUAUUUUCCAACUUUAAGGAGCGUCUCGACUUCUCAUGUGCCUUAUUUUGCUCUGAUGGUGGACUAAUAGCUAAUGCUCCUCACAUACCAGUACAUCUUGGUGGAAUGCAAGCGACAGUCAAGUUUCAAAUUCAAAACUUGAAGGACAAUAUACACAGAAAUGAUGUUAUCUUGUGUAAUCAUCCUUCUGCUGGAGGAUCACACCUUCCUGACCUUACUGUUAUUACACCGGUAAUUAGUUCUGGGUAUUGUAAUGCUGAGGGAGGUUGUUUUAGGUUUUUAAAUGAGUGAAAUAUUCAAGUUUGUAACUAUGGUCAUUUAAGAUAUUCUACGGCGAUUCCAAGACACCAGACUUCUUCGUAGCCAACCGUGGACAUCAUUCAGACAUUGGAGGUUUAGUGCCAGGCUCAAUGCCGCCUCAUUCGACUAGUUUGAGCCAAGAGGGAGCAACUUUUGUCAGUUUUAAGAUCGUUGACAAAGGAGAAUUUAAAGAAAAAGAAUUGAAAGAAGCCUUCAUGGAGCCGGUCAAGGUGCCAGGAUGUUCUGGAUCUAGGAAUUUAAGGGAUAACAUCGCUGAUUUGAAUGCUCAGAUCGCUGCUAAUCAGAAGGUAUCUUUAAUUUGUUUUUUGUGCUGUUACCUGAUAGUGCUACUUAAGAUAAUAUAUUAUUAACUUUUAGGGCAUUUACCUACUAAACGAGCUUGUAGAAAGCUACACCUUGGACAUAGUCAAGGCUUACAUGGAUCACAUCAAGAGCAAUGCUGAAACGGCUGUCAGAGCGUUACUGAUCGACACAGCUGAACGAAGUUUGAAGGAGAAUGGAUCAGCUACGUUGCAAGCUGCCGAUUACAUGGAUGAUGGCACUAAAAUUGCACUUAAUGUACAUAUCAAUGAAAAAACUGUAGGUUUUUGGUGUUAUGGUGUAGAUUGUUGCUUUUAUAUUUAUUUUUGAAAAGGAUGGUUUCAAUGACAAUCCUUUUUUUGUGGUUGAUAAUAUUAAUGUAAAACGUUUUUAAGCCUACUUUAAGAUGUUUUAGUUAAUAUAUUAUAGGGUGACGCAGUCUUCAACUUUGACGGUACUGGACUUGAAGUAUAUUCCUCAUGCAAUACUCCACCGGCUGUCAGAAUGGCUGCCGUUAUCUACUGUUUGAGGUGUUUGAUUGGAAAGGACAUUCCUUUGAAUCAGGGCUGUUUAGAGCCUAUUAAGGUAUGUUAAUAUUGGUUAUCAAGUAUGCUUUACGGAGUAGUGUCUUUAAAGUAUACUUAAAGUUAUAUUUUAUAAUCAAUGUUUUUGUGGUAAAGUAUAGUAAAAUAAGUGUAAAGAAACUAACGAUGGGCUACAACAUGUUGGAAAUUUAGAUCGAAGUACCAAAUGGCACCAUUAUUAGUCCAAGCGAGGAGGCUGCCGUCGUUGGUGGUAAUGUAUUGACUUCACAAAGGCUCUGUGAUGUUAUAUUUAAGGCUUUCAAAGCUUGUGCUGCUUCACAAGGUAAGCAGAAUUAUGGUUGUUAAUAUUUUAGAAUAUGUCUUAUACUAUACUCUAUACCUAUGUAAGAAUCGAUAAUAGAAAACGUCAUUCGAAUGGCUUAAACAUUAUUUUUUGUAGCAGUAUCACAUCACUCAUGAACAUUAUUAUAGGUUGUAUGAACAACAUAACAUUUGGUGACGACAACAUGGGUGGAUAUUACGAGACGGUCGCGGGUGGAGCGGGGGCUGGGCCAGGAUACAAUGGUCGGUCCGCGAUUCACUCCCACAUGACUAAUACCAGGAUUACGGAUCCAGAAAUUUUGGAGUCAAGGUAUGGAAAUGUAAUUAAAAUCCCACCUGACUAACAUCAGAUUUCAUAAAUUGAUCAAAUGAUAAAGGUGAAAGCCUUAAAGAUGGUGCUUUAAAAUUCAUGAAAUUUUAAAUUUCGAAGUAAAAUUACUGUUUGAAUAUUAAAAGGAAUUUAAAAUUACUAAACAAAGCUAAAUUGCCGUCUUAAAAUUUACAAAAAGCAGUGUCUAUUCUAAAAUGCACUUGUUUAGGUACCCAAUAGUGCUACGCGAGUUCAGUGUUCGUCAGAAUUCAGGUGGAAAAGGCAAAUUUGUGGGUGGAAAUGGCGUCAACCGGCUGUUACAGUUCAGAAGGUCACUACAGUUGUCAGUGUUAACAGAACGACGAGUAUUCGCACCGUAUGGUAUGUUAUUGUUAUUUGUUAUAGUAGUGUUUUUGGUCAAGAACUUUCAAGAAUAGCAAUUUAAGUUUUUACCUAUAACUUUUAUACCUAUGUUUGGGACAAUUUUAUUCUAGAAUAUUAUUGUCACGUUAUUUGUCAUAACGUUUUAAUAUGCAGUAUUGACAAUACAUAGUAACGUUAAAACAUAAUCCCAUAUCACAUACGAGUUUAGGAUUAAACGGAGGCGAGGAUGGAGAACGGGGAAGCAACACCAUAGUCAAAACAAACGGAAGAACGGUUAAUCUGGGCGGCAAGAACAGCAUCACUGUUGAGACCGGGGUAAGCUUUAUUUUACAAUUGGGUUUAGGUGGUACAUUAUUAGUGCCUGUUUACUAUAUUAUGCUUUUUUUACGAGAAUUGGGAAUUAAUGAGAUUUGCGAAAUAUUAAAAUAUAUUUUGGAAAGCAACAUAAUAUUAUGUAAAAAAGGAAAUUUUAAAUUUUCCAUACAUAGUACGUGUUAAAAGAACAAAUUUUGGUUAUUUUGUAUAAUGGAGAAUUAUAUUUAAAUGUUUUAAUGUAAGAGUUAACUUUGCGUUCUCUAGGACAUCUUCGUGCUAAAAACUCCCGGUGGUGGUGGAUAUAGCGCUCAAGAGUAG
Molecule: messenger RNA, 6645 nt
Organism: Bursaphelenchus okinawaensis
Lineage: Eukaryota; Metazoa; Nematoda; Chromadorea; Rhabditida; Aphelenchoididae
Source: the annotation of a GenBank genome assembly